GAAUAGUUGAAACUUAGAUCUCUUGGCGUGCACAACAUGAAUUUUAUAAUAUUUGUGACCGCUUUAGUUUGCCUCUGGGCAUCAGCUUCUCAUGCCGAUCCACUGAUAGUAAAUCUCGCAAAUGGCAAACUACGUGGUCGCGAUAACGGUGGCUUCUACAGCUUCGAAUCUAUACCAUAUGCUGAGCCCCCACUGGGAGAACUUCGAUUUGAGACACCUCAGCCAUACAAUCGGCAGUGGAAUGAGGUCUUCAAUGCCACCAAUCCUCCAGUGCUGUGCCUUCAAUGGGAUCAGUUUAUUGAUCAGCCCGACAAGCUGGCAGGUAGCGAGGACUGUCUCACUGUGAGUGUGUAUAAGCCAAAGGACGCCAAUCGUAAGAGUUUUCCGGUUAUCGUACAUAUUCAUGGCGGAGCAUUCAUGUUUGGUGGAGCAUCUCAGCAUGGACACGAGACACUAAUGGCCAGCGGAAAAGCGAUUGUUGUGAAGAUCAGCUAUCGGUUGGGUCCAAUUGGCUUCUUGAGCACAGGCGACUUAGAGUUAACUGGAAACUAUGGACUUAAGGAUCAGCGCUUGGCGCUUCAAUGGAUUAAACAGAAUAUUGGUCAUUUUGGCGGUGAGCCCGAGAAUAUACUUGUGAUUGGUCAUUCCGCUGGUGGUGCAUCGGUUCAUAUACAACUUCUCCAAGAGAACUUCAAGCAGCUGGCAAAGGUGGCAGUAUCGCUUAGUGGAAAUGCUUUAGAUCCGUGGGUUGUUCAAAAGGGUGCUUCUCGCAGAGCCUUCGAGUUGGGACGAAUUGUUGGUUGUGAACUACUAAACGACUCCAAGCAGCUGAAGACUUGUUUGAGAAACAUCGAUGCAGCGAAACUAGUUCGAGCUGUGCGCCAGUUUUUGGUAUUUGACUACGUUCCAUUCACACCUUUUGGUCCAGUAAUGGAAGCUGCAGGUGCUCCCGAUGCCAUUCUCACUGAGCAUCCCAGUGAGAUCAUCAAAAGUGGAAAAUUCUCACAAGUUCCUUGGCUGACAUCCUACACAACGGAAGACGGAGGUUACAACGCAGCACUACUACUGGCGAAGCAAUCCAAUGGAGUGGAAGCCAUUGACGAAUUGAACUCACGCUGGUACGAUCUUGCUCCAUAUUUCCUAUUCUACCGUGAUUCCUUUAAGACGAUUAACGAAAUGGACGAUUAUUCUCGCGAUCUGAGACAACAGUAUCUGGGUAAUCGUAACUUCAGUGUGGAUAAUUAUUUGGAUCUGCAGCGUUUGUUUACGGAUGUGCUCUUCAAGAACGCUACUCAAAGUGCAAUUGAGCUACAUCGCCAAUAUGGGAAGAGUCCAGUCUAUGCAUUUGCCUAUGAAAUUCCCGCUGAUAAGGCAAUUGGACAAUGGUUGGCAAAGCGCAAUGACAUUUUUCUAGGCUCUGUUCACGGAGACGAUUACUUCUUGAUCUUUGAUAGUCCGAUUCGUCAACCUAUUCGCCCCGAUGAGAAACUUGUUUCAAAGCACUUAAUUAAAAUGCUGGAGGAAUUUGUACAAGCCGGCACAAUGACGUAUGACAAUUGCGUGUUUCGCGAUAAUGUAGGCCAAAAAGAAUUUCAAUUAGUGUCCAUCAAGCGGGACAAGUGUGUUCAUUUAGAAGUUGAGCAAUUCCCUUAGGCGACGCUUAACAAAACUCAUGCACAUACAUACAUAAUGCAAAUACUGGUUUUGAAUUGUCAGUAAAAAAAAAACUGGUUACAAAUUAUUGUUUACUUUGUUUUUGUUUUAAUUGAAGUUGAGAGAUAAAACAAAUAAAUAAUUGACGCAUUUAUUCAUGAACUGAA
Messenger RNA from Drosophila nasuta, 1820 nucleotides. Its product is annotated as esterase-5B-like. The transcript has 2 exons. The record is from RefSeq and is a predicted model, not a curated record. NCBI's taxonomy places the organism in Eukaryota, Metazoa, Arthropoda, Insecta, Diptera, Drosophilidae. The coding region runs from base 37 to 1653 and encodes 538 amino acids.